AUGGAGCCGAGGGUGUCUCCCAGGAUCUCUGCCUCCCUGCUGCUGGCCUUGCUGGCUCUCUUCGCUUUGGAUGUCCUCGUCGACGCCUCCGUCCACGACUACGCCAAAGAGAAGUUCAUCCCCAGAGGGAAUGCUUUCGUUCUCAAUGGCGGCAGCGAGGGCCUCUACGCCUCCUCCCUCACCACCGGUGGGAACAUUCGAUCGCCAGCCUCCGGAAAUGGCGACUCCUUCAUUCGGUUACUCCCCGCUCUCUCUCUCCCUCUCUCUCUCUUCCCCCCUUCUCCGUUAGUCUUAAAUCCUGUGCUUGCAUCUGGCUCUUACUUAACAGUGGAUACCUGAGAAUUUAUUAUCACCUGUUAAUCGUUUUUGGUAUUUCUGCUGCUUCUUUAGCUGAUCAAGUCCCAUGCUGUACAUUCGUGCGAUCAGGGUUCCGGAUGCAAUGGAUCUGACCCGCAUAACUUGUUUUUCAUUUCCUCUCUUUCUUCUGCGCUCAAUUCUGUCCUAGUUCACCUAUUGGUCCUUUGGAUGGUUCGAGAAGUAGCCUGGAAAGGAAAACCCUACUUCUAUGAAUCUAAUUCUAGUUCGUCAUUGUGUAAAAUAUUUUUUUUAUCAAGAUGAAAUUUAGCAACAUUCGAGAGUGAAAAAAUAAUCUAUUCUCCUUUUUUACUAUUUUUUCCGGAUAUUUCUUAGAAGCCUGAUCGGAUGAUGAUGAGCACAUGAACAUACCAGUGAUGUACUUUAUUACCUCUUUUGAGCAAGUGAAUAUCAAUCUGUAUCCUAUUGUGUAUUCAUGGUUCAUAGUUCUUAGCUUAAAUAGCUGUGUCAUCCAGGUCUUGGGUCUGAUGCAGUUGGAUGUUUGCUCAGCGUUCAGUCUUAGAGUCCAGAGCGUCUAGUCUCUUAAAGACUGUCCUAUUAAAUUAGGUGCUAGAAGAAACAUAAACAGACAUCUCACGGCCCUGAACUGUGUGAAUUAAUACGGUGACGAUUCAUCAUCAGUAUGGAACGUGCAUACUAUUUAUUAUUUACUAAUCUCAGAUGAAAUAAUCUUUCCUAUGAUCUCUGCUUUUUUUCCUUGUUCCUAUCAGUUUUGAGAAGAUAACAUUCAGAAGGCCAAAGGAGCCCUCCACGUCCAGUAAAGAAGAUGACACGAAGUACGUUCAAGCUAUUAUUUUUGAGGUUGAAGAUCGAGAGACUAUUGGCGGGUCAGCUUAUGGUGGUCAGAGAGCAAUUUGUUGCACGCCUGACCUGGCGAAAUUAGGUGCCUGCACUCAGGGCAGAGUCAUUUAUAGGCCUUCAGAGCAUAACCCAGAGUGGCCACAGGUGUUAACGGUGACAUUUAAGGGAAAUGAUCUUGUUGCUACAUUAUUACCUGAAACUGUACACAUCACGAGGACGGGAAUGUACAAUCUAUAUUUCAUAUACUGUGACCCGAGCCUCAGUGGUUUAGUUAUAGAAGGGAAAACCAUCUGGAAGAACCCUAGCGGAUAUCUGCCUGGAAGGAUGUCUCCACUCUUGAAGUUUUAUGGAGGAAUAUCUCUUGCUUUCGUUGUACUCGGCAUCUUCUGGUUCUUGCAGUAUGCAAGAUUCUGGAGGGAGGUUCUUCAACUUCAGAACAGCAUUACUCUUGUGAUCGCCCUUGGCAUGUUUGAGACAGCUUUGUGGUACUUUGAGUAUGCAGAAUUCAACAAGACUGGAGUUCGACCAAUUGGAAUUACUAUUUGGGCAGUGACAUUUGGUGCUGUUAGGCGAACGGUCUCACGUGUUAUCAUGCUUGUUGUUUCUAUGGGUUUUGGUGUGCUUAGGCCUACAUUGGGUGGUCUUACUUCGAAGGUGAUCAUGCUCGGAGCAACCUUUUUUCUAGCAUCUGAGGUGCUUGAAUUGGUGGAGAAUGCUGGUACUAUAAAUGAUCUUUCAGGGAAGGCAAUUCUGUUUUUGGUUCUUCCUGUGGCGGUUUUGGAUGCAUUUUUCAUUCUUUGGAUUUUCACCUCUCUCUCCAAAACCCUGGAAAAACUACAGGUGCCAAUUUAUGUUUUUUCCAUGCUUUUUUUGCCCCGUGAUUAAUGGUGCUCUUCCUGAGAGUUAGUUUGCUCAUGAAAACAGGCGAAGAGGUUAACAGCCAAGUUAGAGAUGUACCGCAAAUUCACCAAUGCAUUGUGUGCCGCUGUCAUUGUAUCAGUUGGUUGGAUUUGUUAUGAGGUAGUAUUCAUCAACUCGUUUAAUAUUUUGGGAAAAUAAGUUCGUACUUUUACAUGAUUCAGGAGAGGUUCACCUUUUCUGUCACUUAUUGCAUUUAAUUCAUUGGCAUCUGCCCUUUUCAAAAAAAAAUCCAAUCAAUGACUUUCAGAGACAUGUUUGCAUCUCCUCUACAAACGACGAUGCAGUAAUAUCGAAGUAUCUUUUUUUUUUUUUGCAGAUUUAUUUUAAAUCAACCGAUGUGUACAAUGAGCGGUGGCAGAAUGCCUGGGUCAUUCCUGCCUUUUGGCAUGGUCUGUCAUUUUCGCUUCUGUGCAUCAUAUGUGCCCUUUGGGCACCCUCUCAGAAUUCAACACGGUGAGUUUCCUGCGAAUUUGUGAUGCCUGAAGCUUCUCUCAGUCGUAUGAUGCCCUGUUUAUAAAGUAUAUAAUCUGCACUCCUGGAUCAAUAUUUAUCGAAAAGGUCGCGUAGAAUUUAUAAUAUCUUUGACAAGAAGUUAAAUCACGACCUUAAUCAUGACCCCUAGAGAGUGGUUUCUACAGUGUUUCAUGCAGCAGCCGAACCUGCAGUGCUUCAAAUACCCUGUAAACUGGUUGCAUUGGCUCGCAUUAAAUAAUCAAUCAUUCCGACUGGAAACCGAUCAACAGUUGAGUAGAGUAGGUUAGAGGCCCUUAUAUAGUUAAAUCAAGCAUGCCCCAGGACAGACAUUCCGUGAAUCAGCCUGACCUAAAGCUUUUAAGGUUCCUUCUUGAUUUAAUGUUCUUUCACCAAACCUCUUGCGCUGGUAGAGAAAUCGGUUCUUUUAAUUGGUUCCACCUUCUGAUUACACCCUCCCAUCAUAAUAAUGUUUCGGUUUGUUUUCUUACGAAUUUCCUGUUUGGGUUUGUUUUCUGAGGCCUCGGACUAAUGCUUCCAAAAUGUUCUACAAAAGCUACGCUACGCUACGAUGUAGAUUCAUGACGAGAAGGAUAUCAUAUAUUAAAAAACAUAGACGUAAUGCUUCUCCGUCCUGUUUGUUCCUCAGAUAUGCCUACUCAGAUGAUGGCAGCGAGGAGUUGGACCAAGAGGACACCAUCUCUCUGAUAAAGCCUGCCCCCCUGCGGUCGAAAGAUAAUUGGAACUUGUCAUCCCCAGAUGGCAAGACUGCCCUGACGAUCGACCCCACCCCGGUUGAGGAGGGCAAGAGGGAGUAG
Molecule: messenger RNA, 3386 nt
Organism: Spirodela intermedia
Lineage: Eukaryota; Viridiplantae; Streptophyta; Magnoliopsida; Alismatales; Araceae
Source: the annotation of a GenBank genome assembly